UUGACCAGAUGAGGAUCACUGUAGUUAGUCCAGUUCCAGCAGCUAUGUCCACAUCGCACUCGUCUAGUAAGUCCAUUUACGAAGCUUAAACCUGUAGACGCUGAUUAGGCGCUGCUUACGGCUUGCAAAAUGCACCUCUCUGGAUUUGCCUUCAUCCUUUCAAUGGGCUAUAUAGGAAUAGUAUUGCCGCAACUUACGCUGAAAAGUAAACGUUGUGAUGAUAGGAAAAUACUAAUAGCUGAAUCCGAUUGCAUGUCAUGUGCUGUAUCUGUGAAGUACUCAUGUCCUAAAGGUUCGAUGAAAAAAACAUAUGGAAGAGGAAAGGCUGGAUGCAGCUAUACAGUGAAUAUGGGAGGAGUGGUCCUAUCAAUGCAAGGCUGUAGUCACACAUGUCAGACUCUGAGUAUAGAACCUAAAUGCUGCAAAGGAUUCUGGGGCACUGCAUGUACUGAAUGUCCCGGGAGCUCUUCAAACCCGUGCAACAAUCAUGGGACCUGCAUGGACGGCCUGCAAGGCAAUGGGACAUGUAUAUGUAAUGAAGGAUUCACUGGUUUCUCUUGCAAUGAAUGCUCUGACCCUUCACUGUAUGGAGCAAACUGUAACUCUGCAUGUCACUGCAAACAUGGAAUUUGUAAAAGUGGAUUUUCGGGAGAUGGAAGCUGUACCUGUGAAGCGGGUUAUAUGGGGUUGACUUGUGAACAAGAGUCCUUAUCCUGCAGCAAAAACAAUUGUGGUCCAAAUUCCCGCUGUGUUGAGUCAGGAGGAUUGCUUAAAUGUGAUUGCAUGCCAGGUUACUACAAAAAGGAAAAUGUCUGUGAGGCCAAGGAUCCAUGUAGACCUUCACCGUGCAGCCCAUACGCUACAUGCAAAUCAUCUGGCCCUAGGCAGUACACAUGUGCAUGUAAAAAUGAUUACUAUGGCGAUGGAAAAACAUGCCUUCCUGUUAAUCCAUGUUCUGUUAACAAUGGGGGGUGCCUGGAAAAUUCAACUAAAUGUGUGCAUAGAAGCCCCGGAAAGUCUUAUUGCAGUUGUUUGCCUGGAAUGACAAGUCGAAAUGCUUCAAUGGGGUGUUACAUACCCAACGUGUGUCGCAUUUCUACUUGUGGUAAAAGUGCACAGUGUGAAGAAGUAUCUCCUGGAGUGCACAAGUGUGCUUGUCAUGAAGGAGAGAUUAGUGAUGGCAGGAACUGCUAUGGAAGCAUUUUAUACGAGAUUCAGAAACUAAAUAUUGAAGACAGCCAAAUGAGGAAACAGCCGGGUGCAAUAAGGAUAUUUGAGGAAGGGUGUGGUUUGACUUUGCGAAAAUAUGGUCCUUUCACAGUAUUUGUUCCCCUACUGACACCAACUCACAUGGAUGAAACAGAAGCAAAACAGAUAUGUAAAGCUCACAUCAUUCCAGGCCAGUACUUGGCAAGUGAUUUGAAAAAAAUGUCUAAAUUGUGGACAAUAAGUGGCGAAUUGCUUGAAUUUCCACAACAGGUUGGAUUCAAACAGGAAUUUUUGAAAGACACUGAAUCUGACAAAAAAUAUAAACUUAGCAAAACAGACUUACCAGCCAGCAAUGGAAUUUUUCAUGUUAUAGAUCAACCUAUAACAACCAACAACAUGGAAAUCAUUGGAAACCCACAGAUGACAAUAGGUGAGAUACUUGCCACAAAAGAAAUAUUUGGUAGAUAUGAAACUAUGUUGGAGAACUGUGGUCUUCCUCCGAUAUUAAAUAGACCUGGCUCCUUCACUGUAUUUGUUCCAAGUAACAAAGCUGUGGAUUCUUUAAGAGAUGGGAAGUUAAUCUAUCUCUUCACUGAGGCAAAGCACAAACUGUUGGAGCUGGUCAAAUACCAUAUUUCAUCUGUGGCUGCUGUUACUGUGGACAGACUUAUUAGUAUGUCACAUAUUUUGACUUCCUCAAAUGAAAUUAUUAAGAUCAAUGUGACAGAAAAUGGGAGAAUUCUGUUUGGAAACCAAGGAAUUCCUCUUGUGCAGAGUGAUAUAGUUGCUUCUAAUGGGGUUAUCCACCUUCUGGAUGGAAUUUUUAUUCCUUCUACGAUAUUGCCAAUUUUGCCAGCAGGAUGCAAUGAGACGGUGGAAGAAUUUAAACAGGGCACGUGUUCCCCGUGUGAUUCUGUGCUGCCCUGUCCAGAUGGCAGUAUUGACACGAGAGUUAAUGCUACCGGAUGUCUCUUUGAAGACCAUGGUAAUAUCACAAAAGGCUGUGCCAGAAACUGCAGACGUCAUGUCGUUGUAAACGGAUGCUGUGGGGGGUUUUAUGGUCCCGACUGCAGGCCGUGCCCGGGUGGGUUCUCAAAUCCAUGCUAUGGACGGGGAAGUUGCAAUGAUGGCAUCGGUGGGAAUGGGAAGUGCAUGUGUUUUUCAAAAUAUAAAGGAAUUGCUUGUCAUAUCUGCACUGAUCCCAAUAAACACGGCGAUGACUGUCAAGAAGACUGCAGAUGUGUGCAUGGAGUCUGUGACAACCGGCCAGGGAGCCGUGGAGUUUGUCAAGGAGGUCGCUGUAAUAAAGGUUACAUUGGAGAAUUCUGCGACCAACGUGCUGAACCAUGUACAUCUUUAAAUAUGACCCAAUAUUGUCAUAUUAAUGCAGUGUGUGUAUCUACAGAUAACGUGACAAGCUGUUUGUGUGGAAAUGGAUAUGAAGGCGAUGGGUCUUUCUGUCAACCUGCAGAUGAAUGCAAAAAGUCAGACAGAGGUGGUUGUUCAGAUAAUGCUAUCUGCACCAUUGCACCGACCGGAGGGGUUACCUGUCAGUGUAAUCCUGGCUGGAGUGGAGAUGGUAUAGAAUGUAUACCCAUCGACAACUGUGUCAUGGAAAAUAAAGGGAACUGCGAUGUUAAUGCUGACUGCAAAUUUACACAACCGGGACAGAAUGACUGUAUUUGUAAGAAAGGAUACACUGGCGAUGGGUACUCCUGUGACCCAGUUAAUGUGUGCUUAGAAAGCAAUGGCGGCUGUCACCAAAUGGCUACCUGUAUGCCAACUUCGGGAGGUCAGAGAACGUGCAUCUGUCCCGGUGGAUUUGCCGGGGAUGGCCUCUCCUGUUAUGCAGACGUCUUAACGGAACUUUUGAGCAUCCCAGAUGUAAGCAUUUUCAACGGAUGGAUAAAGAAUUCUCAAGUCUCCAUUUCACUCUCAAGCAAUGUCACUGCUUUAGUCCCUACUGAUGCAGCCAUUGGGGCGCUUCCGGAGAGUACUAAAAAGUUUUGGCUGGACAAGUUGCCUUUUCUAGUCAGGGCGCACUUUCUCCGAGGAGCCUUCACAUCCGAGCAACUAAAACAACAUAUUGGUCAAGAACUGGAUACGAUUGACCCAAGGACAAAGUUGGAGAUUGGUACCAUGAAUGGAAAUAUAACAGUGAAUAAAGCAAAAAUUCUUGUCCACAACAUUCCAGCUUCAAAUGGAUAUAUUUUCAUUAUCAACCAGGUUUUGACCCCACCACUUGGAGCCAUACCACCAGCGCGGCCAGGUCUCUACCAAGCAUUAGAUCGAGUUCCUGCUUUUGAACAGUUUAAGAAAGCAAUCCAGAAAAAUGGACUCAUUCAGGAAAUUGAAUCCAGCAGACAGAAAUACACAAUUCUCGUGCCAAGCAACUCUGCUGUGACCGGGUUUUACAAUCAAUCUGAAUUGACCUCUUUGGAAAACAGCACAAUAAAAUAUCAUGUUAUUCUUGGAGAGAAAUUAGCCCCUUCAGACAUAAGAGAUGGAAUGCACCGGAGCAGCAUGCUGGGAAUGUCUUACUGGUUGAUGUUUUAUAAAAGUUACAACCAGACAUUCGUUCAUGACGUUCCCCUGGACGGCAGCUUUUUCGAAACAGAUAACGGAAUGCUGAUGGGAAUAUCUGAAGUGCUAAAAAUCGUAAAGAAUCGAUGUGACAUCAUUCGCAGUAUAGUAAACAAGACAAAAUGUGGUCCUUGUAAUGCAGGAAUUCGAUGUCCAGAGGACACAGUUCUUAAGGAACCGUUAGGCAUAGGAUCAGGGGUGUGUACAUAUAAAAGAAGAAGUCGGACCACGGUUGGUUGCAGGUUCAGCUGCGUUUCUUUCACAACUGUUCUUCAGUGUUGUGAAGGCUUUUAUGGACACCAGUGUCUAGCAUGCCCAGGUGGACUGAACAACACCUGUUCAAACAAUGGAAAAUGCAGACAUGGGAUUUAUGGAACUGGAGACUGUAUAUGCAAAGAAGGUUUUCAUGGAACGGCUUGUGAAACCUGUGAAGCUGGAAAAUAUGGGAAAAACUGCCAAACUGAAUGUGACUGUAUUCAUGGAAUAUGUAAUGAUGGACUUCAUGGGGAUGGCUUCUGUCAUUGUGAUAAAGGCUGGACUGGUUUCGCCUGUGACGUAGAUAUCAAAAAAGAUUUGUGCAAUGGCAGCUGCAGUUUAUAUGCCAACUGCAUUGCAGAUACUACAGAUUCAGCUGUGAGAUGCUCGUGCAUUGCUGGCUAUGUAGGAAAUGGAACACAUUGCACAGAAAUGGAUCCCUGCACCGUGAACAAUGGGGGAUGCUCCAAGUAUGCAAAGUGUGCUAAAGCUCCCUUCGGACUGGCGCGUUGUACCUGUUUUGAUGACUAUACUGGAGAUGGGCUCUUCUGUUAUGAAAUUGAUCCAUGUGUGAGGAGAUAUACUGGCUGUCAUAUCUUUGCAGAAUGCGUUAAAACUGGGCCAAACAAGGCUGCCUGCACUUGCCGCCGGGGAUUUGAAGGAAAUGGUACACAUUGUGAAGAGAUCGACAUUUGCAAAGAGAAUAAUGGAGGAUGUAGCCCACAUGCAUUAUGCAGACAUUAUGGCCUAUCGAGACGCUUCUGCUAUUGUAACACGGGAUUCUUUGGGGAUGGCAUAAUCUGCGAAGGAAAAAUUAUGCAGGUGCUUCGUUAUAAUACAGAAGCAAAUCGUUUCGAGUCUCUUCUCCAGCGCAACAACAUUUUCGAUUUAUCUGAAGAAGGACCUUUCACAGUAUUUGCGCCAGAGAACCAGGUUAUUGAAAACCACACCACGAUUGAAGAUUGGACGAGAAAGAAUAUUAUUUCGCAUUUACUCCGCUACCAUCUAGUAGGCUGCCAAAAGUUACUUAUUGACGAUCUUCAGAAUAUAUCAUCCUUAACUACAAUUUCUGGUGGUACGAUUAGAUUAUCUAUAAAGAAUGGUGAAGUGUACUUAAAUGAUUUUGCAAGAAUAACUAAGAGUGAUAAGAUGGCAAAAAAUGGAGUUAUCCACGUAAUUGACCAGGUUUUGAUCCCAGAAGUUCCUAUAAACGGUUCAGAGAAUUUAAAUAUAAGUGAAGCUGCUGAGUUAUACGGCUACUCUAAAUUCAUCCAGCUUCUGCAGACUGCCAAUCUGAUGCCUGUGGUUCAGGACAAAAUUCAUCAACCUAUCACAGUGUUGUGGCCUACGGACAAAGCGUUUGAUUCUCUUCCCAAAGAACAAAAGAAAUGGUUGUACCAUGAAGACCACAAAGACAAGUUGGAGGCUUAUCUAAAAGCCCAUAUUAUACGGGGUACAAUGAUUUCUUCAUCACGCCUACCUGAAAUUAAAUCACAGAGGACACUAUAUGGAUCCACUAUUUCCUUUCAGUGCAGCUCCACCAAGAAAGGAGAUAUAUUUGUUAAUGAUAAUAAUGCUAAAAUCAUCCAAAGAGACAUGGAGUUUAUUGGUGGGAUUGCCCACGGGAUUGAUCAGGUGCUGGAGCCUCCCAACCUUGGAGCCCGCUGUGACGAAUUUAAUGCAUUAAUUAUACCACCAAAUCAUUUUGGUUGCACCUUCUGUGGCAUGGAGAGGCCUUGUCCUUCUGGAUCCAUUGAUAAGGGGGAGACGGAGGGUUGCCACACUCCGAGGUAUAACGAACAUUUUCACUCUGUAUAUUUUGACAAUUUGAGAACACUACCACUGCGCUGCAGAAGAAAGUGUUACACCAUGACUUGGGUCCCCCGCUGCUGUAAAAACCAUUACGGAGGAGAUUGCCAUGUGUGCCCGGGAGGGCUGCAGGCUCCAUGCAGUAAUCAUGGAACGUGUGAUGAUGGAAUGGUAGGAAAUGGAAAGUGCUCUUGUUCACUAGGAUUCAGUGGGACAGCUUGUGAAAUCUGUGCUUCCAACAGAUACGGCCCAAAUUGUACAGAAUGUACAUGCGCUAAGAAUGGUCAGUGUAAUGAUGGAAUUUCUGGAGAUGGAUCCUGUUUCUGCACUGAAGGAUGGUCUGGUCAAAAAUGUGAAAUCAAACUGGCAACUACUCCAGUCUGCUCUCCAAAAUGUGAUGCUAAUGCCACAUGCAGAGUCAAUAAUCAAUGUGAAUGUAACCUGUUUUACGAGGGAGAUGGGAGAACAUGCAGUGUGAUUGACCAGUGUGGUGCCUCCAAUGGUGGCUGCAGCAUUCAUGCCAAGUGCUCCCAGUUUGGAACAAAGAUCUCAUGUGAGUGCUUUCCGGAGUAUGAAGGAGAUGGUUUUGUCUGCGCUCCAAUCAAUCUCUGCGCUAAUGGUGAAAAUGGCGGCUGCAGCGAGCAUGCGACGUGCAUUUAUACUGGUCCAAAAACACGAAGAUGUGAAUGUCAUGAAGGUUAUGUUGGUAAUGGGGUACAGUGCCUAGAAAAAGCUAUUCCACCCGUGGACCGCUGUCUUGAAAAAAAUGGGGAAUGUGAUUCUCUGGCAACCUGCUCAGAUUUGCAUUUUGAAGAAAAAACUGCUGGCGUUUUUCACUUGCAGUCACCUAAAGGUAAAUAUAAGUAUACCUAUGAAGAGGCAGAAAGCGCCUGUGCGUCAGAGGGAGCCAGCAUUGCCACCUUCCAGCAGAUCUCUGCUGCUCAGCAGUUGGGUUAUCACCUGUGCCUGGUUGGAUGGCUCUACAACAGGACAGCUGGUUAUCCCACAGUGUAUCCCAGCGCAAACUGUGGGUCAAAUCAUGUUGGAAUUGUCGACUAUAAUCAGCGGGUAAAUAAGGGAGACACAUGGGACGUAUACUGUUACCGUUUACAAGACACACGAUGUGAAUGUCCUGUUGGCUACGUAGGUGAUGGGAGUUUCUGCAAUGGAAACCUGCUGCAAGUUUUGGAGGCUAAUCCGAAACUAUCAAAAUUUUACUCGAUGGUUCUCGACUAUGGACUGAUCAACUCCCAGGGUUCAGUGUUUGUAGACAUCCUAUCAAACCGAACUUCAUAUAAAACCCUGUUUGUUCCAGAUGAUAACAGCUUGGAUGAUAAUGUGACUUUAACAUGGCGGGACUUGGAGCAUCACCUUUCUAAACUGGACAUAUUAGUGCCAUACACAAAUCUGACACAUGGGAGUACUGUGCUUUCCAAUCUAGGCUACAACCUUUCCAUCUCACAUACUAAUUGUUCCACAGCCCUGUGUCCGAAGGUUGUAAAUGAAAAUGUGAUUCUUCACUGGGAUAUCCCGGCCUUCAAUGGAAUCAUCCAUAUAAUCAAAGGACCAUUGAUUGCGCCGCCUAUGCAGGACAUAACAGAUAGCCAAAUCUCUCACCCCGUUAGUACAGCAUUGGUCACAGUCCUCAUCUUGUUGACUGUGGCUGCCGCGGCUGCUGGAUACAUCUACUACAGGAAGAACCCGAGGAGAUUUUAUUUCAGGAAACUUAAGGAGGAAGAGGACAAUGAACUAAAUGUACAAAAUCCACCAUUGGUGACCAUCCCUAAUCCAGUAUAUGGUGGCAGCAGAGCCUUCUUAGCCCAGCCUGAUGAUCCAUGUAACAAUGAAUAUGACAGUUCUGAUGACUGCACCAUCCUUCAUUAAGCCUCAAAAUAAUGAAAUAGUUUACAAGUUCUUUGGUUUCCUACCUAACGAGAUUGAGGUCGGGGGACUACUUAGGGAGACGUCCUCUAAAAAUGUAUCAUUCAUGUUUACAUAUAUAAAUAUUUGUAAAUGAAUCAAUAUGUAUAUAAAUAUAUUACAAAGAGCUGCAAAGAAUUAUGCGACAUGGGUAUAUUUAAGAAAAGAAUCUUGAACACUAAAUAAGAAUAGCUGAGAUACGAGUCCCACCAAGCCCCCAUUUGGGAGUAAUACCAAUAAAUGUGCUGUAUGAGUG
Molecule: messenger RNA, 8032 nt
Organism: Bufo bufo (common toad)
Lineage: Eukaryota; Metazoa; Chordata; Amphibia; Anura; Bufonidae
Gene: STAB1
Product: stabilin 1
Exons: 69
Coding region: 130-7740 (2536 amino acids)
Biological process (GO): cell adhesion
Molecular function (GO): hyaluronic acid binding; calcium ion binding
Source: RefSeq, a predicted model, not a curated record